AUGGACGGGCCAGGCGACUGGCGCGCCAUCUGGGCCAGGCACAGCCCCGAGUUCGUGUGGGUGUGCCACAUGCCGUACAACGGCGCCUGCUGGACGCGCAUGUUCCCCGCAGACGAGCUCGCCGCCAUGUCGGAGCGAGGCGAACGAGCAAGCAUCCCGAGCGCAGCCAUCUUCGCCACACGGCAGUUCCGCCUGGCCAGCGGCGGAAGCCCGAGCGGCGCGCUCUACCUGCAGCCCGACUGGUCCUCGGCCUACGCCCACCCGAGCGGCGGCGCGCGCCGGGUCGAGGUCAUGGCAUCGUGGGUCGACGAGCAGGGCGAAGCAGCCGCCGAGUGCGCGCGCAGCACGCUGGGCCGGCUGGCUCGCAGCGUCGGCCUGGAGCACGGGCUGGCGCUGCUGCUGGGCUUCGAGGUCGAGCUGGUCUUUCGGCCCUGCGCCGGGCACGUCGCCUCGGACGAACAGACGCUCUGCAUGGUCGAGGCGGCAGUCCGUGCCCUGCGCGAGGCGGGCGUGCCCGUGAGGCAGUUUCACGCCGAGGCCGCGCCCCGUCAGUGGGAGUUUGUGCUGGGCGCCGUGCCGCCUCUCGAGGCCGUCGAUGGCCUCGUCCGCGCCCGCCGAGUCCUUGCCUUUAUCGCCCGCGCCCAUGGCGCUCAGGCAACCCUGCACCCGCGGCCCGUCGCCACCGAGUUCGGCACGGGCGCCCAUGUCCACAUCUCGGCCACGCCCCUGAGCCCGACGGCGACGUCGCCCGACAGCUUCUUCGCCGGCAUCCUGCACCACCUCCGCGCCGUCGCUGCCUUCACCUUGCCGCUCGACGUCAGCUACCAUCGGGUCCGGCCCGGCAUCUGGAGCGGGGGCGAGUACGUCUGCUGGGGGUGGCAGAACCGAGAAGCGCCCCUGCGCCGCAUCUCGGCCACUCGCUUUGAGGUCAGGACGCUGUGCGGGACCGCCAACCCCUAUCUGGCUCUGGCAGCCCUCCUGGCCGCGGGCUUGGACGGCCUGCGCGGCCGCAUGGCAUUCACCACGGCCGACUGCCAGCAGGAUCCCGCCAAGCUCUCGGAUGCCCAGCGCCAGGCCCUGGGCAUCCGCCACCGCCUCCCGACCAGCGUAGACGAGAGCCUCGAGGCCCUCGAACAGGAUGCGCCGCUGCGUGAAAUCAUGGGCACGCGUCUGGCUGCUGGAUACUCUGCCGUCACCCGCGAGUGGAACGACGACUUGCGUGCCAUGGACGAGCACGACCGGCACGAGUUUCUACUGGCCAACUACUGA
Messenger RNA from Hirsutella rhossiliensis, 1269 nucleotides. RefSeq names its product glutamine synthetase, catalytic domain-containing protein. The record is from RefSeq and is a predicted model, not a curated record. Gene Ontology annotation, molecular function: glutamine synthetase activity. The coding region runs from base 1 to 1269 and encodes 422 amino acids. The transcript has a single exon. Lineage: Eukaryota; Fungi; Ascomycota; Sordariomycetes; Hypocreales; Ophiocordycipitaceae.